This is a messenger RNA of Lytechinus variegatus (green sea urchin), 639 nucleotides long. RefSeq lists its product as uncharacterized. Lineage: Eukaryota; Metazoa; Echinodermata; Echinoidea; Temnopleuroida; Toxopneustidae. The coding region runs from base 1 to 639 and encodes 212 amino acids. The record is from RefSeq and is a predicted model, not a curated record. The transcript is spliced from 2 exons.
AUGAGAGAAAAAAAGAGCAGGACAUGGCGGGAAAAGGAGGACAAAUUGGACUUGAAUCCCGGAGAUCUGUCAUCGAUUUGGUAUCUCAACAUGAGAAACCUGUUUUCCAGACUCAUCAAGACAUCUCGCAAGUCAGGAUCUGGUGCUGCAGAGCGAACAGCAAGACAGGAAUGGAUUGUGAACAAAUUUGAAUUCAUCCGGCCAUACCUGGUUCAGUUGCGUCAUCAGAGAGGAUCCAAUUUUGCUGAAAAGAGGAAGGAGCUUGCCCCAGAGGAAACAGAUGAUGAUGGUGAUGCCGCUUCUGAUUUGUCAGCACCAUCAACUUCAUCUGGAGGCGGUCAAAAAGCAGCUAGUGCAAUCUCCUCGCUGACAUCUGAGUUGGAGUCCGUGCGUGGUGCCAUUACAGGUGCACGGGAUGCAGCUUCUCAGAGUGGCCAGUUUUUGGUGUACUUGAUGCGCCAAAUGGGUCAGCAAAGGAUGAAUUCGUUCAUCACCCGAGUCACUAGACAGGCUCUCGACCUUGUGGAUGAGAGCCGAGGGGAGAAAUUGCUGCCUACGCGUCCUCCUGCAUCUACGUUCAUCAACUUCUUCUUUUUCGAGCUGAACCACAGCCAUUACCCUGUUUCUCUGGAGCUCUAA